Messenger RNA from Spodoptera exigua (beet armyworm), 1663 nucleotides. The record is from the annotation of a GenBank genome assembly. Lineage: Eukaryota; Metazoa; Arthropoda; Insecta; Lepidoptera; Noctuidae.
CGAGGCGGCGCGACGUGCUGCCGCGCGCUAUCACGGCCAUCACGCCGACACACGCUCGAUGUGAUCUGUGGCAGCUUAGUCAAAUAUUGAACACUUCCCUAGUCACGAGGAUCCGUUCUUCCUAGAAACCACAAGCUUCGAGCGACUGUGAUAACGUUAAGGCGACGCGGGCGGAGGGCAUCGUGCAGCGCCACCAUGUCGUCCUGACUGAGUGACACUCGAGCUUACCAUGGCUCCCGGUACCGAGCACUGCGAGACGGAGCGCCUGAAUGAGGAGCAAGCUGUACCUGUGCACCAUGGCAGGAGGAUCUUGCCGGAUGGCCAGCCGCCGGCCACUGCUUGGGUCGAGACCGAGGACGAACGGCCGGGAGACAACACCAGCAGCCCCGGGGAGAACAAGCGCCUGCUCCCCUCCUCCGGGCCGCCAGCUAAACACAAGUCCAGGCUGCAGGCCGGCCUCACGCUGGGAGUGCAUCCUCCGGUCAAGUACAAGUAUCCUCCAGCGACCAAGUCUCAAAAAACUAUUUUGAAGACUAAGUCUGAUAAGAAGAAAUUCGAAAGGAAGGCAAAUCUCAUAGCUUUAUUGAAGCCGCCGUACUUCAUCGUGUCCAUGAUAAUUGUAAAUGUGUUGAUCCACGAGUCUAUCAAGGACGCGGACGUGCGCGCCUUGCUGCAGUGGAACCCGGACUCGUGGUGGCGCGAGCCCUGGCGGCUCGUCACCUACGGCUGCGUGCACGCCAGCCACCUGCACCUCGCGCUCAACUCACUCGUCGCGCUAGCCGUGGGCUGGCCGCUGGAGCGCGAGCAGGGCUGGUGGCGCGUGGUGGUGCUGUGGGUGGGCGGGCUGGCUGCCGGCGCGCUCGGUGCUGGUCUGCUGCAGUACAGGGUGCGCGUCGUCGGCGCCUCUGCGGCUGUGUAUGCGCUGCUUACUGCGCAUAUUUCGAACGUGUGCCUUAGACACGGGCACAUAUCGUUGUGGUGGUUCCGUCCGCUGAGCGUACUAGUGCUGGGUGCCUCGGAAGUAUGCUGGGCGCUGAUGCGCACGCCGCUGCCCGCGCGCGCCCCCCACGCCGGGGAGCACGUGCACAGCCCCUACGAGUACGUGGCCUGGGCCGCGCACAUCCUCGGUGCAGUCGUGGGGGUGCCGCUUGCUUUCGUUGUGUUCACUGGUGAGAACAACAGAAAGCCAUACGUGAUAGCAUGUCGUGUGGUGUCCGCCCUGGCGCUGGUGGCGGGGGUGGUGGUGGCCACCGUCUGCUACGCGCAGGCCGCCGCCGCCGAGCCCAGCGAGGAGGACAUGACGUGAGCCGGGCCCGCGGAACCUUGGAGUUUCGAUGACAAGUGCAAUUCGUACUCAUCCGUCCGCUAUUCGUAGCUUAGAAUAGCUUUUGAUGGGAAUUUUACAAGUUUGUACCGUUUAUGGGCACCUACUUACAUGUUUAGACUAAGGAGUCUGCAGUAGCGGGUCGCGAUGUCCUCGACCCCGCUUCUGUGGGGUGAUCGACCUUAGUCAUAUUCUAGUCGUAAGCGUUAUGUAGGUACUUAAAUGUUCAUUUGAAAUAGUUUUAAGGAAAAUGUUGUAAAUUGUAAAUUGUAACUCCGUGUCGCUCCCCCUGUGGGUAGCACACGUACAGACGUACAGAAAGACAGAAGUUUUGUUGCU